Molecule: messenger RNA, 3678 nt
Organism: Ruditapes philippinarum (Manila clam)
Lineage: Eukaryota; Metazoa; Mollusca; Bivalvia; Venerida; Veneridae
Exons: 13
Coding region: 273-3086 (937 amino acids)
Source: RefSeq, a predicted model, not a curated record
UAUGUCCCUUUAACAACAUUUACGGUACAAGUCCCCGGAUGUUCGCUUAACUGUGCCGGUUAAAAGUCUACAAAUCCAAAUCGCCAAUUUAGCAGAAAGUAAAGGUUGUCCCACUUGGAUUACCGAAUUAGAUGACAGAAUUGGAUGGGCACAUGCAGAUGUGUGUGUAAACUAGAGGUCAGAAGACAACAAAUUUCCAAAGUUCAGGACUUGAAAAGAAAAGGCUGCAAAGUCAGUCUUAUCUUUACAGAUAUUUGUAAGACAAAGCAACAAUGAGCUGGGGAGCAUUCUUUGAUCAGUCUGGGUCGUACAGUGCCGAUGUUGGUCAAACAGCAACAGGAUAUGGAAAUGCCCAAGAUUCUUCCUACUAUGGUGACAACAACCAAACACCAUCCUUGCUUGACAUGGGUGGCUACCAGUCUGAGGGCAACUUUGGACAGGUGAAAAGAGGCGUGACUGAGGAUGAAGGGUAUAGUUUUAAACGUCAGAAGUCAGACUUUCAGGCGGAAGUUUAUGAGGAGGGACCAACCUCCUGGGAUAAUAUGAAAGAACAGGAACCAGCUGCCUUUUCAUGGGAUGAUAUGUCAGAGUUGACUUCUUGGGAUCAAAUUUCUAAACCAAAGCCUUCAGGUGGUGGGAGGGGUAGAGGAGGAGCUACAGGGGGAGGAGCAGGAGGUGGAGGAGGAGCUAGAGGUCAGUUUGGAGGUGGAGGGGCAAAUAAAAAUCAAAGAGGGGGAGGGUAUAAUAGUAGAGGAAGUGGGAAUUGGGGUGGAAAUAGUAAUACAAAUAGAGGAAGGGGAGGGUCUGGUGGAGGGAGAGGUGGUUCCAGUGGAGGAAGAGGCGGGUCUGGUGGUGGAAGAGGCGGGUCUGGUGGAGGAAGAGGUGGGGGAUUUGGAGGAUCAGGCGGUGGAUAUAAUAGUGGUGGAGGAAAUAGAGGUUUUGGAAAUAGAGGUUACCGUGGUGGUGGUGGUGGCUAUGGUGGAGAUAGAUCUAGCCUCUCACUGGUAGAAAAGUUUGAGAAGUUUAGCCAGUUCUUGCGAGGUGAUACUGCAAGAGUAAAUUCUAUCCAGUCAAUAGAAAAUGCUUGUACUUGCACUGGUAUGAAUCUGAGAUGUGAAUAUGUGUGUGACGAACUACCGAGGAUUUACAACAGGCUAUUAUUUACUGGUAAACUGAGUAUCAGUGGAAUAUUCCUGGCACGCACUGUUGGAAUGAACAAGAAGGAUCUGAAACAUGAAGUAUAUAACAAGGCUCACGAAGUUCUCACCAGCAAAUCUGUGGCCGACAUCAACGAGUUGAAGGACCCUGGAGUUGAUACUGUGAAGACUUGUGUAGAGCGUUUAUUGAAGAAGUGUGGUAGAGGUGUAUAUCAAGAAGGGAUGGGUGUUCCUAUGAAUCAGGCUGUCGGAGAUAUGGUUAAUGAGAUGAAAAACAAUCUAGAUGCCGUACGUAAUUUACAGACAGGGCUUGGAAAGUUGGUAGCAUACCUAAAAGGUCCAGCGAAGGUUCCGGACAAUCCUAUAUCCAAGGUUGAGCAGGCCAUGAUGGCUUCCCAUUGUGGAAUACGGCACAUUUUCCAGGUGGAGACCAGGGAUGAAGGCGGGAAACCAAUAUAUGAUGGAGAAUUUAUACUUGAGGACACGUGUAUUGCAAGAGCUACUGACAGUAAUAAAAAGACUUGCAAAGUGAACACAUAUGUUAUGGCGUAUGAAUCUCUCAUGAAUAAGCCAAUAUCAGAAUUGAUGAUUCCUAUGACAAAGGAAGAUGACCUGAAAGAAGAAGAUCAUGUACAGAAUGAGGCUAUUGUAGCAGGUGUAGGGCAAGUUGAUGGAGAAGGACCACCGCCUGUUGUUAAACCUUCACUUAGAGAGGCCCCGCUACAGGAACGUCUCCGUAACUUGAUGUCUGUGUUGUCCACCUCGGCUUUCUCCGAUCACAAUAUCUCGAUACUUGACAACUGCAUACAUAACAGCGGACUGACGGCUAUGUGCAUCUACAGGCGUGAUGACGUGGCCUCCAAUGAUUGUGCAUCAUGCGAGAUGUACAUUGAGAACUACUUGAUUUCUGUUGGGCAUGGAGCAACAAAGAGUGACUGUACAAAUGAUGCGUACGAUAUAGCCUGGGAUAUUAUAACAACCAGUUCCCCCGAGGAUAUCAUGCAAAACUGCAGGAGAAUUGAAGCCAGGGAGACUACAGGUCCUACAGUACUUGAUGUGAUUGUAAAAGGAGAGAAGGGUUCUAACAGUGAAUCUAACAUUGCUCAGUUACGUCGGCACGGUUAUGAUCCGAACGACACAUCUCGCGCAAUCGGAGACCUUGUUAUUGUAGAAGCUGGUAGCUGGUUUGAGGACAGACGGCAGUUUGCAUUUGCUAUCCUCCAGAAUUCAGCAUUACAUAAUGGCAUGUUAUUACAAUGGAGUUUUACAGGCAUAAAGGCACAUGGUCAAAAGAACUACAAGAAUGAACUUAGACCACUUGGAAAGUAUAGAUGUCAAAUAUUUCUGAAAGGACAACAAGUCAGUGAGCAUACAGGAUAUGGUAAAAAUAAGACACGUAACUUUGCAGCUGUGGACAUUCUCUUUCAUCUAUAUGAAAAAAAUGAUGUGGUCAGGAUUGUAAAGCUGAAUGAUGAGGAAAGGUGGAUUCCGUUCUCUAUCAUAGAGCAAGAAGCUAUGAUUUUGAGAAGGGCUGCAAAGGAUCCUAUGCCCACUCCUCCUAAAGAUAUACUUGACAGACGACCAGCCGAUAAACACAUUGUCAAUGCUGUAAGGAACAGAAUUGACAAGUUUUUCCCACGUAAUAAUGCCGACGAACUUCUUAUUGGGCCAGGAAUGCAGCAGGCUGAACUGGGUGAAAUUCGAGCUUAUGUGCAGUCACUUGGCCUGAGAUUUGACCAGAGACAACGUGACGGCAACACAUAUUAUAUCAUUUAUAGCAAACAAGAUAUGAGGGAUAUAGUAGCUGCAUUGAAAAAACUGGGCGGUAAUACAUUGUACGGGAAAUACAAACUGAUUCCGAGGUCUGAAUGUCCAAAACACAGUGAUGUCCUGAGGUCAACAACUACGCCAUCUUACAUCAUUACAUAACUUAAUGUGAAAUCAAUCAAAUGCAACUGGUCAGGUGAGCUUGGUUGCUUAGUGAUCUACAAACCUUUUGAAAUAAUGAAUGGACUAUAAUUCUAAAUUGAAAGUAUGUAUCAUACUUUAAUGAAGUGUGAAAAGAUCAUGUUUUUAUUGACACAGUAACCUUUGAUUAUUAUCCUUACCAUUUCCAUUUUUGCAUUGUAAUUCAUCAUUCAACUACUAAAAUGUAAAAACUUACUAUGUUCAGUAGGUUCAGACAUUGUAAUACAAAUAAGCUGUUAUGUUUCUUGAAUUUUAUGAAUGCUUGUCAUUUUCCAUGUUCAUUUUCCAUGAUUUGUGUGAAUGCCUAUGUUCACAAGAAAUUUUGUGAAUGCCUGAAUCGUACGAAUGUCUUUGUUAACUUGUAUAAGCCUAUGUCCUUUUCCGAGCAUUGUGUAAAAUGCCAUCAAAUGUCAAGAAUUGUGUAAAUGCAUAAUUAUGUUCUGUGUAUGAAACAUUUUGCAUAAUGUAUAUUUUUAGUAUAGUGAUAAUAAAUUGUAAAAAGAGUCUGUUUGUGAAUUAUUCUUCAAAAGAAUAAUUGUUGUGUGCUUGUACA